UAGAAAUUGGGGAGGCUUGGUGCGGGGAGGUGGCAUGGGGGAACCAGGGGAAGGGAAGAUUGGCGGGGCGAGAGAAAGAGAAACCCAGGGUAGCGGGACAAGGGGAAGGGGAGGGUUGUCCGGGAGCCUGGGGCCCUGGGAUGGAGAGGGAGAUGGAGCUGGCCAGGUUUGGAACAAACAUGGAAGGGAGAGGACAGGCAGUGAGGAGGGGCGCCUGGGAGGAGGGGUGAGGCUGAAUCGCAGGAUAGUGUGUUUGGGGGAAGGGAGACCAGAGCAGGUAUGGAGGCCGCUGCUCAGAAGGUAGCUAUGGGACCAGGUUGGAGACCCCCAGGUGGGAUUGAGGGGCGGGGACUGGAAGAGGGUAGCCGGGAGUCUCUCAGAUCCUGGAGGAGGAAGAAGGUGAUUUGGGCCAUCAGAGAGAGAGGCAGAGAACAUCGCUGAGGGGCCAGGGCACAGGAAGAGGGGUAGACAGAAGCCGGGGCCAGACGAAGAACUGGAAGGGAAGACAGCGGGGGAUGGAAAUAUUUGGAUGGUAUUAUUGUAGAUGCCCAACUCAGAGUGCUCCCACCCUUUCUCCAAUAUUCCUGCCCUGCCCUCAUGACACCCUCCAGCCUCAAGGCCCAAGAGGGAGUGAGGAGUCUGACUGUUCCCCCUUUUCCAAUGGGGUGCAAUGUACACAAGUAGGCCCAGGCAUAACUCCUUGUCUGUUGGUAUGUCCAGUUCCAUGCAGCCUAUUUGUCUGUCUGGAGGUCUGUGUGUGCUGUGGGUGUGUCAGGUGUUUAUGUCUGUUUAUGUCUGCCUAUUUCUAGGUUGUGUUUACCUACGUCGAUCUAUGUGUCUAGUCCUCUGUUUGUAGAUAUGGGUCUAUGGCCCUGUGGUUUGUGUGUUUGAAUGUAUGUUUAUGGGUCCUGUCUGUGGAUCAAGAUGUAUUUACAGGAUGGAAAUCUGUAUUCAUCUGAUCUCUCCAGAGUGUGUAAUUUUGGCUCUGAACACCUAUAUCAGGAUGUGUGACUCUGUGUACACAUGUCCGUGUCUAUUUGUCUGUGGGUUCCAGAGGCAGUGUUGGGUUUUCUGUACUUCUAUCUUUUUAUCUCUCUCUGAGGCCCCGAGUCAUGUCUCUGUUCCUUUCUGUCUCUCUCAUUCAUUCUUGGCCCCCACCCGUCCCACAUCUUUCUUUUUUUCUUCCCAUCUCCCCACCACAAGUGGAUCCGGGACCCAGGGAGGGUCGCCCCCCGGGCCUGGCAGCAUUGAGCAGGGCCCCCCAGCCCCCACCUCCUGCCCCACGACAUGAACCUCCUCUACCGAAAAACCAAGCUGGAGUGGAGGCAGCACAAGGAGGAGGAGACCAAGAGGAGCUCCAGUAAGGAAGUGGCUCCCGGAGGCCCGGUGGGGCCUGGGGCUGGUCCGGGGCCUGGAGUUCGAGUGCGGGAUAUCGCCUCACUGCGCCGCUCCCUCAGGAUGGGCUUCAUGACAAUGCCUGCCUCCCAGGAGCACACCCCCCACCCCUGCCGCAGCGCCAUGGCCCCACGCUCCCUCUCCUGCCAUUCGGUGGGCAGCAUGGACAGUGUGGGAGGUGGGCCUGGGGGAGGCGGUGGAGGUCUCACCGAGGACAGCAGCACCCGAAGACCCCCAGCCAAGCCUCGGAGACACCCCAGCACCAAGCUCAGCAUGGCAGGGUCAGGGGCAGAGAUGCCCCCUAGCAAGAAAGCAGGCUCACAAAAGCCAGCCCCAGAGGGCCGAGAGUCCAUCCGGAAGGUUCCUCCACAGAAGCCCAGGCGAAGCCCCAAUACCCAGCUCUCUGUCUCUUUCGAUGAGUCCUGCCCUCCAGCCCCCUCUCCUCGAGGGGGGAACCUGCCCCUUCAGCGCCUCAGUCGGGGGUCCUGCAUCACUGGGGACCCUGAGGUGGGUGCCCAGGAAGAAGAGCCAGUGUACAUUGAGAUGGUGGGGGAUGUCUUCAGGGGAGGAGGGCGAAGUGGAGGGAGCCUGACUGGGCCCACUCUUGGGGGUGGGGGCCCAACCCCUCCAGCUGGUGCUGACUCGGACUCGGAAGAGAGUGAGGCCAUAUAUGAAGAGAUGAAGUACCCACUGCCUGAGGAGGCAGGGGAAGGCCGGGCCAAUGAGACCCCUCCACUGAACACCACAUCCUUGCCACAUCAGCCUCAUGCCCUCCAGGCCCACACCCACCGCCGACCAUCCUCAGCCCUCCCAGGCCGGAGGGACGGGACGCCCACCAAGACUGCUCCUUGUGAAAUCCCGCCACCCUUCCCCAACCUCCUCCAGCACCGUCCUCCGCUCCUGGCCUUCCCCCAAGCCAAGUCUGCUUCCCGAACCCCUGGCGAUGGGGUCUCAAGGCUACCGGUCCUCUGCCACUCCAAGGAGCCAGCAGGCUCCACCCCGGCUCCCCAAGUGCCUGCCCGGGAGCGGGAGACACCUCCUCUACCGCCUCCAACUUCUGCUGCCAACCUGCUGCUGCUGGGACCCUCAGGCCGGGCCCGGAGCCACUCGACACCGCUGCCACCCCAGGGCUCUGGCCAGUCCCGGGGAGAGCGGGAGCUCCCCAACUCCCACAGCAUGAUCUGCCCCAAGGCGGCAGGGGCGCCGGCAGCCCCUUCUGCCCCGGCAACCUUGCUCCCCGGCCCCACCAAGGACAAGGCUGUGUCUUACACCAUGGUGUACUCAGCAGUCAAGGUGACCACGCACUCCGUCCUGCCAGCUGGGCCGCCCCUGGGUACUGGGGAGCCGAAGACGGAGAAGGAGAUCUCAGUCCUCCAUGGGAUGCUGUGCACCAACUCGAGGUCCCCUGUGCCAGGGAAGUCCAGCCCCCACAGUGGGGCUAUGGGCACAGCAGCUGGAGUUCUCCAUCACCGCAGCUGCCUGGCCUCCCCACACAACCUUCCGGACCCAACUGCAGGCCCCCUGACCCCACUCUGGACCUACCCAGCUUCCGCAGCUGGGCUCAAGAGACCCCCUGCCUAUGAGAGCCUCAAGGCUGGGGGGGUGCUGAAUAAGGGCUGUGGAAUGGGGGCCCCAUCCCCCAUGGUCAAGAUCCAGCUGCAGGAGCAGGGGACCGAUGGAGGUGCCUUUGCCAGUAUCUCCUGUGCUCACGUCAUCGCCAGUGCGGGGACACCAGAAGAGGAAGAAGAGGAGAUGGGUGCCUCGACAUUUGGGGCAAGCUGGGCUCUGCAGAGGAAGGUCCUGUAUGGAGGGAGGAAAGCAAAAGAACUGGACACAGAAGUUGAAGAUGGUGCCCGGGCCUGGAAUGGCAGUGCUGAGGGUCCAGGCAAGGUGGAACGUGAGGACAGGGGCCCUGUGGUAUCAGGGAUCCCAGUGAGGAGCCAGGGGGCAGAGGGCCUGCUGGCCAGGAUACACCAUGGAGGGGACCGAGGAGGGAGCCGCACAGCGUUGCCCACCCCCUGCCAGACCUUCCCAGCCUGCCACCGAAAUGGAGACUUCACAGGAGGCUACCGCCUGGGGCGCUCUGCCUCCACUUCUGGAGUCCGGCAGGCCUCGCUCCACACACCCCGGCCCUGCAGCCAGCCGCGGGAUGUUCUGAGCCAGACCCACCCUGCACUGCCGCUUCCUCUGCCCCUGCCGCCUCAGCCCGCCCGCGAGCGCGAUGGCAAGCUGCUGGAGGUCAUCGAGCGCAAGCGCUGCGUGUGCAAGGAGAUCAAGGCGCGCCACCGCCCCGACCGGGGCCUCUGCAAGCAAGAGAGCAUGCCCAUCCUCCCCAGCUGGCGGCGGGGGCCUGAGCCCCGCAAGUCCGGCACCCCGCCCUGCCGCCGGCAGCACACUGUCCUCUGGGACACUGCCAUCUGAGGAGGGCGGGAGGCCGGGGCCUCGGGACUGGGGAGCGGGGCGGGGCUCUCUGGGAGACUUGCCUUGAAAGAGGGUCGCUUGAAGGACCAAGUGAGAGAGAGUCAGGAAGAACCCCUGCCCUCCUCCCUAACCGCCGGAGUCGGGGAGUCUGUCAGGCAUAUCGGGCUUGGGGGCGCCAGCAGCAUCCCUAGAAAUUUGGGGAGGAGGAAGUUUUGCUUCAGGCUGGAAGUAAGGCCCCCGCUGUUCUCCCAACUGAGCAUGGUAGACCCCGCCUCCUGAGAGGGCAAAGGCCAAGCCAGAGGUCAGCAUGGGGGAGGAGGGAAGGGUUAGGCAGGAAGGGGGGCGGGUCAAUUGAAGAAGAGGGACUAGAGAGUGAGAGGUGCAGGAAUUCUUUUAUAGGGUCGAGAAAUGGGGAGGGCGUAUUUAUUUUGUUAUUUAUUUUAAUCUGGAGGGCAAUGCUGGGUCCUCCCACCUACUCCUGAGCAGGGAGUAGGGAAUCGAAGGCAAUUAAUGGGAACCAAUUUUGCACUCUCCCCAAUGCCUACAGGCCCCACCAUCCAAGCCCUCCUCAAAGCUAGGGAUUGGUUUGGAGUGUGGACUGAAGCAGAAGGGAGGCUGAGGGCAGCAGACUCAUUUACAGUACUUACAAGUCGCCAGAAUUUGGUAGUGAGAAUGACCUGCUGUGAAACAGGCAUCUUCUUUAGCUCUGGAGUGAGGAUCUGCCCCCAGGGAUGGGUGGGAUGAAGGGGAAGGAGAGAAAUU
This is a messenger RNA of Pteropus alecto (black flying fox), 4578 nucleotides long. RefSeq names its product neuronal tyrosine phosphorylated phosphoinositide-3-kinase adaptor 1 (gene NYAP1). Bases 1288 to 3816 code for a protein of 842 amino acids. The record is from RefSeq and is a predicted model, not a curated record. Gene Ontology annotation, biological process: neuron projection morphogenesis; phosphatidylinositol 3-kinase/protein kinase B signal transduction. Lineage: Eukaryota; Metazoa; Chordata; Mammalia; Chiroptera; Pteropodidae. The transcript has 6 exons.